Molecule: messenger RNA, 2859 nt
Organism: Paramecium tetraurelia
Lineage: Eukaryota; Ciliophora; Oligohymenophorea; Peniculida; Parameciidae
Exons: 5
Biological process (GO): TOR signaling; negative regulation of macroautophagy
Cellular component (GO): TORC1 complex; nucleus; TORC2 complex
Molecular function (GO): protein binding; protein serine/threonine kinase activity; protein-containing complex binding
Source: RefSeq, a predicted model, not a curated record
AUGAAGCAAAAGUAUAAGUAAGGAAGAGUAGAGAGAGAUUGGAUGGAAUCAUAUGAUAGAGCUUAGGAUGGAGUAUUGAAAUUGCAAUAGUUGGUUGAAAUGGAGGAAAUUAUAGAAAUCAAACAAUUUGAAAAUAAAGUAUAGAAGGCAGCCCAAGAGAAUGUAGGUGAAUACUCAUAUAUUAAAUUAUUGGAUGAAUUAGAAAUUCGUAAGAAGAAGUUAAAAGAUAUAUGGCAUGAUAGAUUAAGUGGAGCCCCAAAGGAUAUUGAUGUCUGGUAUCGUUUGCUCUCCACUAGACAAUUAUAUUUACCAAAAGUACAUGAUCUUGACAUUUGGAUUAAAUUUGCUAAGUUAUGUUUGAAGAGAUAAAAAAUGGUAUUAUGCAAAUCUACCAUUGAAAUACUCAAAGAAUAAUUUUAAAAUUAAGGAUAGGCUCCUCUACCUGUCACUCUUCACAUUUUCAAUAUGCAAUUUGAAUAUGUUCAUGCCAAACAUGAAAUCUAAAUUCUAGAUUAGGUUAGAGAGUACUUCACCAAUUAGGAAUAAAUCAGUUCUAUUGAUUCUAAAUUAAAAGCUAAGACCUUUUUUACUCUCGGAAAAUGGGCUUAUGAAAGAGCAGAAUCAACAAGUGAUUUAGAAUAGAUUACUAAAUAAUUUGAUGAAUCUUUGCAGUAUAAUUCAACUUAUGCUAAGGCCUGGCAUUAUUAUGGCUUAUGCAAUUUCGAAGUUAUUGAAUAACAAGAAAACAGAUAAUCUAUGAAUGCACAUGUAUUUGCAGCAGUCAAAGGAUUCUUGAAAUCUAUAUCUUUAGGAAGUAGGGAUAUCAAGAAAGGUAGAUAUAUUCUAUAAGAUACUUUACGUCUGUUAUCCUUGAUAUUUAAAUAUGGAAUGGAAGCUGCUAUAUCUGACGAAUUUAGAUAGAACUAUAAAUAAAUAGAUGUUAUAGCUUGGAUUGAUGUCAUUCCAUAAAUACUAGCCAGAAUCCAAAUUCAAAAUCCAAUAAUUCAAUAGCUAUUACAAGAUUUAUUAAUUCACAUCAGUCGUAUUCAUCCAUAGGCUCUUAUCUAUCCAUUGACUGUUGCUUGUAAAUCCAAGAAUCAAAUUAAAAGACUUUAAGUACUCAAGAUAUUGGAUGAUAUGAAAAAGCAUUCUCCAAUUCUUGUUAAUGAAGCCUUAAUCAUUAGUGAAGAACUCAAUCGUACUGCCAUAUUAUUGAAAGAAGCAUGGAGAGAAGGAAUCCAAGAAGCUUGGACAUCAUUUUCAUAAGAUAAGAAUAAAACACAUGUCGAAAGAAUUUUAAGAGGAUUACAUGAUAAUAUGAGAGUUAAACUUGAAAGUUUGAGUGAGAUCUCAUUUCAUCAAACCUAUGGAUAGGAGAUAUUUGAGGCUGAAGCUUGGUUAUAGAGGUAUUUGAGAACUGAAGAUUAAGUAUGUUUGUGCGUUGCUUUUGAUAUCUAUACUAGAAUCUAUCAUAAAGUUCAGAAGAGUUUAGAAAAAAUGAAAAAAGUUCAUCUUGAGAAUGUAUCUCCAAAAUUGUUGGCUACUUAAAAUUGUGAAAUUAGUAUUCCUGGAUUGUAUAAACCAAAUAAAUAACUAAUCACAAUCAAUGGAUUUGCUCCUAGAUUAGAUGUCUUGUCAAGUAAGUAGCAUCCAAGAUAAGUUAAGAUGUUUGGAAAUGAUUCAAAGGAGUACCAUUUCUUAUUAAAAGGACAUGAGGAUUUAAGGUAAGAUGAAAGAGUGAUGUAAUUAUUUUCAUUAGUAAAUCGUUUACUUACAAAUGAUACUGAAACAGAGAGGAAAGAUCUUACAAUUACAAGAUACUCUGUAAUACCUUUAUCUCAUAAUACUGGAUUAUUAGGAUGGGUGUAGAAUUGUGAUACUUUGCAACAAUUGGUCAGAGAAUAUAGGGAUAAAUAUGCAAUCAGACCCAAUGCAGAAAGCACUUUAAUGGAAUAGUUUUGUUCCUAGUAUCAAAAUCUACCGUUGCCUAACAAAGUUGAGAUUUACAGACACAUUCUAGAAAAUACAAGAGGAGAGGAUUUGUAAAAGGUUCUGUGGAUAAAAUCACCCAAUUCUGAAGUUUGGCUUGAAAGAAGAAUCAAUUACACAAGAUCUUUGGCUACAAUGUCAAUGGUAGGUUACAUUUUGGGAUUAGGUGACAGACAUCCAUCGAAUUUUAUGUUGUAAAGAUUAACUGGUAAAAUUGUACAUAUAGAUUUUGGAGAUUGUUUUGAAGUGGCAAUGAAGAGAGAGAAAUAUCCAGAGAGAGUUCCAUUUAGACUUACUAGGAUGUUGGUAAAAGCAAUGGAGGCUUGUGGAAUAGAGGGAGUUUAUAGACAUACUUGCAAUGUGGUAAUGAGAGUACUAAGGGAAAAUAAAGAAUCUUUAUUGGCUGUGUUGGAUUCGUUUGUGUAUGAUCCUUUACUUACUUGGAGACUUUUGAAUGCAUAGGAUCAUAAACCUAAAAAAGAGGCUAGGAAUGUAGAUUUACACAAGUAAAUUCCACAAUAAAUGAUCAAUUAACUUAAUGAUAAGGAAAUUAACUAGGGGAAGAGUUUGAUUCAGGUCAUUCCAGAAGCUAAAAGGAGGGGCAGCAUAAUUGAUGACGGAAAGCAGUAGUAAACUCUGAAGAGAAAGGAGAGUGGAAGGGAGAAGGAAAUCUAUUUUGAAUUUGCUGAUGAAGAGAGGGAAAUCCCAGAUGAUUUAUAAAAUUAGAAAGGUUUAGAGGUUAUUGAGAGAAUCAAGAAAAAAUUACAAGGAAGAGAUUUCAAAGAGCAUGAAGUGUUGUCGACAGAAAGUCAACAACUAAUCAUGAAAAACAUUGCGUAAGCUUACUUGGGGUGGUGUCCAUUUUGGUGA